ACAUUGUGCUGCUCCGUAUAUAAACAACUGACAACUAAAUAAAAAAAUUAGUUCCACCAAACAAGUUUGUUGUCAAAUCGGGAGCCGGCCGGCAGAAAAUUUUCCCAGUUUUGCGUUUAUCUGCGAGUGUUUCGUCUGCUAUUUGCUUCGAUAAAAUAAUUUGGAAAAAUUAUAAAAAUGGCAAAUCCACAUGAAGAACCUAAAUAUACGAAGCUUUUUAUCAACAAUGAAUUUGUUGAUGCCAAGUCCGGGAAGACUUUUCCAACGGUAAAUCCAGCUACCGGUAAAGUUAUUGUCGAAGUCGCCGAGGGUGAUAAGGCCGAUGUUGAUUUAGCAGUUGCUGCUGCCAAAAAGGCUUUCCAUAGGAAUUCGGAAUGGCGCAAAAUGGCUCCUUUGAAACGUACUGAAUUAAUGCUAAGACUAUGUGAUUUAAUGGAACGUGAUAAGGUAUUCCUGGCCAACAUUGAAACUCGCGAUAAUGGCAAACCUUAUGCUGAAGCUUUGUUCGAUGUAGAGAUUUCAAUUAUGACAUUGAAAUAUUAUGCCGGUUGGACUGACAAAUUCUUUGGAGAUACCAUUCCAGCUGGUGGAUUCAUUUCUAUGACCCGCAAGGAACCAAUCGGUGUUGUUGGACAAAUUAUUCCAUGGAAUUAUCCACUUUUGAUGUUGUCAUGGAAAUGGGGUCCAGCAUUGGCUGUUGGUUGUACAAUUGUUAUGAAACCCGCCGAGCAAACACCAUUGUCCGCACUGCAUAUGGCUGCCCUGGCCAAGGAGGCUGGUUUUCCAGCUGGUGUUAUAAACGUUAUUACCGGUUAUGGUCCCACCGCAGGUGCUGCCAUAUCUGAACAUCCUGACAUUCAAAAGGUCGCAUUUACUGGCUCCGUUGAUGUUGGUCGCAUUGUUAUGGAAGCUGCUGCUAAAUCCAAUCUUAAACGUGUUUCCUUGGAAUUGGGCGGUAAAAGUCCAGUGGUGGUGUUCGACGAUGCCGAUAUUGAUUUGGCUGUGGAAAUAACCUUUGAAGCCUUGUUUGCCAACCAUGGCCAAAGUUGCUGUGCCGGUAGUCGCACCUAUGUCCAUGAAAAGAUUUACGAUCAAUUUGUUGCCAAGACUGUUGCCAAAGCUAAAGCUCGUAAAGUAGGUGAUCCUUUUGAUUCGACUGUUGCCCAAGGUCCACAAAUUGACGAAGAGAUGAUGACCAAAGUUUUGGGUUAUAUUGAAAGUGGCAAAUCCGAUGGUGCCAAGCUUCAGUGUGGCGGUAAACGUAUCGGUGAUAUUGGUUUCUUUAUUGAACCGACAGUCUUUUCGGAUGUUACUGAUAACAUGAAGAUUGCCCAAGAGGAAAUCUUUGGCCCAGUUCAGUCCAUUUUCAAAUUUAGCAACAUUGAAGAGAUGAUUGACCGUGCUAAUAAUGUCAAAUAUGGCUUGGCCGCUGGCAUUAUUACCAAUGACAUUAACAAGGCGAUGUAUUUCGCCAAUAAUGUUGAUGCCGGCUCCGUUUGGAUAAAUUGCUAUGAUGCUGUUUUGCCACAAACACCAUUUGGCGGUUAUAAACACUCCGGCAUUGGACGCGAAUUAGGAAAAGAUGGUUUGGAUAAUUAUUUGGAAACUAAAACCAUUACCAUGAAAUUGGUAUAAAAUGUGAUACUUUAGAGUCACUCAUUCAAUCGCCUUAACUUCAUAACCGUUGAACGGUAAAGUACUGCAAACAAAUUUGCCCUGUGAAUUAAAAAGAUAAUCCCUUUUGUUUUGGUAAAAAUAUUAUUCUUAUUAAUGUCACACAGUGUUGUUAAACAUACGUACAUUCAUAUAUAAAAAAGGAAAGAAAGGAGAAGAUGCAUAUACACAUAGACAUACAUAUGUUGCACAAUUUCAUACAUUCUAAAGGAAAUGUAAUAAAUCUAAAAUUAAAAAUUAUAAAUACA
Molecule: messenger RNA, 1922 nt
Organism: Musca domestica (house fly)
Lineage: Eukaryota; Metazoa; Arthropoda; Insecta; Diptera; Muscidae
Product: aldehyde dehydrogenase X, mitochondrial
Exons: 6
Coding region: 178-1635 (485 amino acids)
Molecular function (GO): aldehyde dehydrogenase (NAD+) activity
Source: RefSeq, a predicted model, not a curated record